This is a messenger RNA of Penicillium macrosclerotiorum, 381 nucleotides long. RefSeq lists its product as uncharacterized. The transcript has a single exon. The record is from RefSeq and is a predicted model, not a curated record. NCBI's taxonomy places the organism in Eukaryota, Fungi, Ascomycota, Eurotiomycetes, Eurotiales, Aspergillaceae. The coding region runs from base 1 to 381 and encodes 126 amino acids.
AUGUUUGAAGAAUUCGUUGUCUUGCGAUUGGAUACUGCGACGGUGGAGACUGUGUUUUACCAAAUGCGCGAGUCAGUCAUGGCAAUCUACGCCUUUGUGGGUGUUCCGUGGGUCGUCCCGUCUUGCCUGGGGAUUGUGGACGUCCUCCAACAGAACGGUUUGGAACAUAUUGCAAAGAAAACAUUUCGGUACGAUUGGCUAGUGUUUGGAAGGAGCAAAAGGCGCUUGCUAACUGAUUCUCAAAGCGAUCCAAUUGAUGUGGAUUCUCUCCUCCUCACGGGCAAGGACGUUGUGGUUAACACCUAUCGUGGUGUCAAUAAUAAUGAAGUUCGCGAUAUGCUUUCAAUUGGAUUUCCUGAGAUGAGUAUGUCACUCCACUAG